Messenger RNA from Onychostruthus taczanowskii (white-rumped snowfinch), 2696 nucleotides. RefSeq names its product leucine rich repeat neuronal 1 (gene LRRN1). The transcript has a single exon. The record is from RefSeq and is a predicted model, not a curated record. Gene Ontology annotation, molecular function: protein binding. Lineage: Eukaryota; Metazoa; Chordata; Aves; Passeriformes; Passeridae. The coding region runs from base 229 to 2379 and encodes 716 amino acids.
UCUUCAGGCGCUGAUUUACAGAAGAUUCUAAAACACUGAGGAGCAGCUGAGAGUCUUCAGAACAUUUCUUAACUUCACUAAACCCAGAAAAUCAUCUUUCACCUUUCUGGAUGUCCAAGCCUUUCACCUUAAACGUCAAGCUUUACAUUUUCUGCCUGAUAGGGGAUCACCCUCUUCCUCCGUGGGGAUUUUAGGGGGUUGGGGAGCUGAACCCCCUCUCUGGCCAGCAUGGCAAAGGUUAGAGUUGUUUUAACUGUGUGCCAGUUGGUGCUAGAAUUGUUAAUGAAUUCAUUAACUGAGUCUUCCAUACAGAGCAGUGAAUGUCCACAGCUUUGUGUCUGUGAAAUCAGGCCCUGGUUUACACCACAGUCAACCUACAGGGAAGCCACCACAGUUGACUGCAACGACCUCCGGUUAACAAAAAUCCCCAGCAACCUCUCCAGUGACACUCAAGUCCUUCUGUUACAAAGCAACAACAUUGCAAAAACCACAGACGAACUCCAACAGCUCUUUAAUUUAACAGAACUGGAUUUUUCACAAAAUAACUUCACAAGUAUCAGAGACGUGGGGCUCUCCAACCUCACUCAGCUCACGACUUUGCACCUGGAGGAGAACCAGAUCACAGAGAUGACUGACUACUGCCUGCAAGACCUCUGCAAUCUGCAGGAGCUCUACAUAAAUCACAACCAGAUCAGCAGCAUUUCUGCAAACGCAUUCUCUGGCCUGAAAAAUCUUCUGAGAUUACACCUCAACUCCAACAAAUUAAAGGUUAUUGACAGCCGUUGGUUUGAUUCUACUCCCAACUUAGAGAUUCUCAUGAUUGGAGAAAACCCAGUGAUUGGAAUACUUGAUAUGAAUUUCAAACCACUCUCAAACUUAAGGAGUCUAGUUUUGGCAGGUAUGUACCUCACAGACAUUCCUGGCAAUGCGUUGGUAGGCUUGGAUAGUCUUGAAAGUCUUUCUUUUUAUGACAACAAAUUGGUAAAAGUUCCUCAGCUUGCACUUGAGAAAGUUCCCAAUUUAAAAUUCCUGGAUCUCAACAAAAAUCCAAUUCAUAAAAUUCAAGAAGGGGAUUUUAAAAACAUGCUCAGACUGAAAGAGCUUGGGAUCAACAACAUGGGAGAGCUCGUGUCUGUCGAUAGGUACGCGCUGGACAACCUGCCUGAACUCACAAAGCUGGAAGCCACCAACAACCCAAAGCUGUCUUACAUCCAUCGCCUGGCGUUCCGCAACGUCCCCGCCCUGGAGAGCCUGAUGCUCAACAACAAUGCCUUGAAUGCAGUCUACCAAAAGACCGUGGAAUCCCUCCCAAACCUGCGGGAGAUCAGCAUCCACAGCAACCCGCUCAGGUGCGACUGCGUCAUCCACUGGAUCAACUCCAACAAAACCAACAUCCGCUUCAUGGAGCCUCUCUCCAUGUUCUGUGCUAUGCCUCCAGAAUACCGGGGACAGCAGGUGAAGGAAGUGCUGAUACAGGAUUCAAAUGAGCAAUGUCUUCCAAUGAUCUCUCACGAGACCUUUCCCAAUCACCUGAACCUGGACAUCGGCAUGACAGUGCUGUUAGAUUGCCGGGCCAUGGCAGAACCUGAGCCAGAAAUCUACUGGGUCACCCCUCUGGGCAAUAAAGUCACCGUGGAAAGCCUCUCUGACAAAUACAAGCUGAGCAGUGAGGGCACCUUGGAAAUCUCCAAUAUCCAGGUUGAGGACUCUGGGAGAUACACCUGUGUCGCUCAAAACAUAGAGGGGGCCGACACGAGGGUCGCUACCAUCCGGGUGAACGGAACGCUCCUGGAUGGCACCCAGGUUCUGAAGAUCUACGUUAAGCAAGCCGAAUCCCAUUCCAUCCUGGUUUCAUGGAAAGUCAAUUCCAACAUCAUGACAUCCAAUUUAAAAUGGUCAUCGGCCACAAUGAAGAUUGACAACCCUCACAUCACCUACACCGCCCGGGUCCCGGUGGAUGUCCACGAAUACAACCUCACACAUUUACAACCCUCUACAGAUUAUGAAGUGUGUCUGACAGUGUCCAACAUCCAUCAGCAAACACAGAGAUCCUGUGUCAACGUCACAACCAAAAACGCGGCUUUUGCACUGGAUAUUUCUGACCAGGAAACCAGCACGGCCCUGGCAGCAGUGAUGGGAUCCAUGUUUGCUGUCAUCAGCCUCGCCUCCGUCUCUGUUUAUAUUGCAAAAAGGUUUAAGAGAAAAAACUACCACCACUCAUUGAAAAAAUAUAUGCAAAAGACCUCUUCAAUCCCCCUGAACGAGCUCUACCCUCCACUUAUUAAUCUCUGGGAAGGUGACAGUGAAAAAGACAAGGAUGGCUCUGCAGAGACCAAGCCGACCCAAGUCGACACAUCCAGAAGCUAUUACAUGUGGUAACUCAGAGGAUAUUUUGCUUCUGGUAGUAAGGAGCACAAAGACUUUUUUGCUUUAUUCUGCAAAAACGACGAGUUGAAGACUUUUGUAUUUUUGACUUUGCUAGCCCGUGGCAGAGCGGUGAGGACAGGUGGAUAUUUCAGGAUUUUUUAGUAUAGCGUAUCGCAAUGGGUUGACACAAAUGGCAGCUUCACCUAGCUUCCACUCCUCUGUUUAUUUUAUUCUUUUUUCCUUUUUUUUUUAAUUUUUUUUUUUUUUUUUUUUAGUUAUCGUGCUAAACUUAACACUGUCCUAACUCCAGUGCUGAAUAAAAAGGAGGG